AUGGGGCAGAAUACCGAAGGCUGGAGCACGAUUCUAGUGCACAUGAUUUGCUCAAGGUUGGAUGGAGUCACGCUGCGAUUUUGGGAGUCGUCGCACAAUUCCAAGGAAGUGCCUGCCUACCGGAACUUGAUAAACUUCCUGAAGAAUCAUUGUGCGGUUCUUCAAUCAGUUGGAUCGAGUCAUUCAGUCUCCGCCGAUUUGAAGAAGCCGAAGCUAAGUGUCAGCCAUUCCUCAACGUCCAUUGGUCGGUGUUGCUUUUGUUCCGAACCAUUUCAUCCUGUGUUUUCGUGCAAGCGGUUCAUGAAGCUGAAGAUCUCGGAGCGGUACGAUGCAGUGCGGAGAAACGGUCUGUGUAUGAACUGCUUAUCGUCAGGUCAUUUUGCCCGGAACUGCAGCAAAGGUUCGUGUCGUCAAUGCGGGAAGAAGCAUCAUUCCCUCCUCCACACAGAGAUGCACAGUGCCAGCACGAAGUCAUCCGUUCCACAGACGACGAAGAGACCCCCAAGUGAACACCACCAACAGACACAGCAUACGCAAUCGGAACCACCAACACACCAGAAAGCACCAACCACAAACCACACCGAACCUUCCACUUCAUUGCCAGUUGUCAAUACACAAUCGCAUAGCACCAACCCACAGUUCGCCACAGACUAUCCAAACACACUGCAACACACCACAGCCCUACCAACACAAACCAAGACCUCCACACGUCAAGUUCUUCUCUCCACUGCCAUUGUGCGGAUCUGCGAUGCCAACGGAAGCUCGAUGCUUGCCAGGGCACUACUCGAUUCCUGCUCGCAGUAUUGUUUUAUUUCGUCCGAGUUUUGUCGACGCAUGAAGCUUAAAGAGCUCCCGAAUUAUCUACCGGUAAAGGGCAUCGGUAAUACCGGGAGCGUGUCGAAGAAAGCUGUCAGCGGUACAAUCAGCCCACGUUUCGAUAGCAUUUCGGAGUUCGUGGAAGUUAUGCGGUUCAACGUCCUGCCGAAGCUGACAAUUCCACUCCCAUGUGAAAGGUUCGAGACUUGCCAGUGGAAUCUCCAGGAGAACAUCGUAUUAGCUGAUCCUGAGUUCUACCACACAUCGGACAUCGAUAUGAUAAUCGGUGCCGAGUAUUACCUCGACCUGCUGCAGGAAGGAAGGUUCAGGCUCAGCGAGAAUGGCCCAACAUUCCAAAAUACUGUUUUCGGUUGGGUUGUAUCCGGACGUAUUCCUAGUAGCUCGAUCUCCGUACCCGGCACAUCCACCGCGUUGUGUUCCAUGUCCGAUCUUCAAGAACAGCUCACUCGUUUCUGGGAUCUCGAGAGCUGUCAUCUAGCGAGUACCUAUUCCGUGGAAGAGUCCACAUGUGAGGAGUUGUUCAAGAAAACCACUACACGCGACGUAGAUGGUCGUUUCAUCGUGAACCUGCCUAGGAAGGACCACGUAAUCGGUCAGCUAGGUAGCUCCAGAGCUGUGGCGGAACGGCGGUUCCUUAGUCUGGAGAGAAGGCUAUCGAACAACCCUCAGCUGAAGAAGCAGUAUUGCGAGUUUAUGAGGGAGUACGUGACAAUGGGGCACAUGGAAAAGAUACGCGAAGAAGAUUUCUCUGGGGCGGCACACUACUUUUUGCCUCAUCACGCCGUCUUGAAGCCGGAGAGCACAACAACAAAGUUGCGAGUAGUAUUUGAUGCUUCGUGCAAAACUUCGUCUGGUCUUUCGCUCAACGACGGGCUAAUGAUUGGCCCUGUGGUCCAGGACGACCUAAUCUCGAUUCAUGCUCGAUUCCGUCUGCACCGGAUCGGCAUUGUGGCAGAUGUUACAAAAAUGUAUCGGAUGAUCAAGAUGUGCCCACGUGAUCAAAAAUUGCAGCUGAUUUUGUGGAGGAACGACACCGACGAACCUAUCGAAGUGUUUCAGCUCACGACCGUUACGUACGGCACCGCUUCCGCUCCUUUUCUAGCUACACGUUGUAUGGUUCAGCUGGCAGAAGACGGAGAAGCUACACAUCCAGGCGCAGCAAAGGUGCUGCGGAAAGAUUUUUACGUCGACGAUAUGAUCACUGGCGUCGAUAACCCUGAAGAAGGAAAACGGCUGGUCGAAGACACAAUCGCCCUCACAGACUCCGCUGGAUUCACACUACGCAAGUGGAACUCCAACUGUGAAGAGGUGCUAAAGGAGUUGCAGCCUGAUCGUUGUGAUCAUCGAGCGGAAUUCGAAAUGGACUCGUCACCUCCAAUUUCGACCGUGAAAACGUUGGGUCUCGUCUGGUGCAUCAGAACCGACAACUUCCGUUUCACCAUGCCCGAGUGGAAUACAACGUCGGUGGUUACAAAACGAGUUGUGAUUUCCGACGCGUCCAAGCUCUUCGAUCCAUUGGGUCUGAUAGGGCCAGUCGUCGCCGAAGCUAAAAUCUUCAUCCAGACACUGUGGAAGCUGGAACUAAACUGGGAUGACCCGCUCCCAGAAAACCUUCAGGCCUUUUGGUUGAACACCGACGAACCUUAG
Molecule: messenger RNA, 2484 nt
Organism: Armigeres subalbatus
Lineage: Eukaryota; Metazoa; Arthropoda; Insecta; Diptera; Culicidae
Exons: 1
Coding region: 1-2484 (827 amino acids)
Molecular function (GO): nucleic acid binding; zinc ion binding
Source: RefSeq, a predicted model, not a curated record